AUGGCCGACGUAAAGAUCUCAUCCGACCCUCCACCGGAUUACACGAAGGCCACCGAACAACUCACCCGGCCACGGGCGCCCUCCGCCGCUACCGGUGGUCCCGGCGGCCCGCGUGCGCCGCUCCCCCUCAACCUCCCCAUCCUCUCCUACCUCAAAUCCAAGCGCGUCAUCCUCGCCUCCGCCUCCCCGCGGCGGCGCGCCCUCCUCGCCCAGAUCGGCCUCAAGGACCUUGAAAUCACACCCUCGACGAAACCCGAGGACCUUGACAAGUCGGCCUACGGACCCUACGAGUACGUCUCCGCGACGGCCCGCCAAAAGUGUCUCGACGUGUACGAGACGGCCUUGCAGACGCACCUCGCCUCGAUCCCGGAUCCAGACGUCGUCAUCGCCGCCGACACCGUCAUCGUCACCCGCGACGGCCGCGUGCUGGAGAAGCCCCGGAGCGAGGCCGAGCACAUCAAGAUGCUGCGACACCUGAGGGACACCCGCGUGCACAGAGUCCUUACUGCGGUGUGCGUCGUCGCGCCGAGGGAGGACGCAAGAUCGCCGGGCUACGAGAUCGCCACGCAUACAGAGGAGACCAAGGUGUACUUUGCGCAGGAGUCCAAUGGCUUACCAGACGAUGUCAUUGAAGCCUACGUCAAAACAAGAGAAGGCGCGGAUAAGGCGGGUGGGUACGCGGUUCAGGGUAUGGGCGGCAUGUUGCUCGUUGAGAAAAUCGAGGGCAACUUUGAUAACGUGGUUGGCUUGCCGGUACGGCAGACGCUGGCGCUGGCGGAGAAGGCGAUCUUCAAGCAGGACGAGGAGGAGGUUGCUGAGGACGAGGAGGAGGACUUGAUGUGA
This is a messenger RNA of Colletotrichum orchidophilum, 843 nucleotides long. RefSeq lists its product as uncharacterized. The coding region runs from base 1 to 843 and encodes 280 amino acids. Lineage: Eukaryota; Fungi; Ascomycota; Sordariomycetes; Glomerellales; Glomerellaceae. Gene Ontology annotation, molecular function: nucleoside triphosphate diphosphatase activity. The transcript has a single exon. The record is from RefSeq and is a predicted model, not a curated record.